GGAUUCGAUCGAAGAUAUACUACAAUGGCGCCUCUAGCGGUUUACUUGUCAACUAGAUUUGUUUAUUUCGGAGGGAUCCUUCCAUUCAUGCGAGUCAGUAUAAUCGCCUUUCCCGUUCGAUGGUUUUUGCGCCAUUUCUUUUUAAUUAGAAGUUAAUCUUGCAAUGGAUACAAGUAAUGGUGUACGGAUCAAACUUCCAUCAAAUGACAGCCUUGAUGAAGACACCUUGAGUGAUGAUGUGGAUGAUGAAGUCUUCAUCAAAUCUGCCAGGAAUGGCUUCCGUAAUUCAAACAAAGAUAAAACCCUUCAAAAGCCUCUUAUGGCACCUAGAAAGAAAUCAGAAAAAGAAAAGAAACUGGGAGCUCAAAAUGGUCGCUCAAAUGGUGUUCAUCUAAUGGAAAUUCACACUGCAUCACCCAAAAAGUCUCCUAUUCUCAUUACUGUACUGUAUGUCACCAUUGCUUUGGGAGCUGUAACAGGGCUUACAGGCUUAGUGAUCUUUUUGGCCAAGUCACAUUUAGCAAAUUUUGUGCAAAGGGUAAGCAUUUGGAAGCCAAACAGGAGUGUUGCACCCUUGGCGGAACCUUGUGACAGCUUUGUAGAAGAAGCAGUUUGGGAAGUGAACAUACCCCAUGCCAUAUCAGAGGGCCAGAAAGUCCUUACAUCUGUGGACAUAAACAAAGAUUCCAUUGAAGACAUAAUCAUUGCAUUUGAUUCAGGUUUGAAUCGAGUGACUCCGCUGACGUCCUUUUUAUGCCGAAUGUAUUUCAACACUUCAUCAACCGUUUGUGACGGAGGAAUAGUAGCCGUCAAUGGAAGCAAUGGUGCUAUUUUGUGGACGACUUGGCUAGACGAUGCCGUCUUUGCCGUCGAUUGCGUUGCCGAUUUUGACUCUGACGGGAUUAUCGAUUGCACUGUCACUGGCAAAUCGAGGGCGCUGUGGACUGUCAGUUCCAAGGACGGCAAACAACUUUGGGGGAUAGCCACCGACAAGUUACAACUCCCUUGUUUGGCUGGUUCUAAUUUUCGCUCGGCUCAGGUCGUUGAGGACAUCAGCGGAGAUAAAAUCCCGGAUCUAGUUGUCGGCAUUAGAGGAGCGCUAAUCAAAUGCCCCGAUUACAUUGCCGUCGUUAAUGGCGUCACGGGCAACGUGUUGCAGCUAACGGGUAUUCCCGAUCAAGGCUCUCUGUCCGUCGGCCCAUUGCUUAAGGGCUCUGGGGACGGUUCCACCCUUGUCCUUUACUCGACCAAGGGCAUCAACGGCAGUCUGUUCAUGGCUUCCCUGAAAGAUAUAGCCUCAGGUCGCAAAGAUUUGGUCCGUACAGUGUUGAGCAACGUCAGCCGGAUCGACGAGAUAGUCGUCAGCGACAUCACGGCUGACGGGAUGGAGGAUUUUAUUGUCACGAUGGAUAACGGCACGGCGGGUGGGAAGGACGUGGUGGCCUUGAACGGAAAUGGCUUUCAUUGUCUGUGGAUCCAUACAGCCCCUGCUGGGACUACCCUCAAGAUCCAAGCGCUAGCCAAUCUGAAUGAAGAUGAUCUGCCAGAUGUGGCACUCCAAGUGACUCAGAUGGCCGGUUCUGCCAAUACGACUUGGAUUCGAGUACUGGACGGCAGCAAUGGCAAAGUGGUAAUGAACCUACCGGCACGUUUACGGCACUGGGAAGUGCACGGCGAAACGCUGGCCAUUGAAGGCACGGGUGCGGAUGUGAUUAUUGAUUGGAUAGCAGACGACGAAGAUGAAACUGCGAAAUCUCAAAUCAAUCGUCUGAUGGGCUUUUCCUCUCGUGGAGAAUUGCCCGCUCUGGUCGUUUAUUCUACGCCGACGGUGACACCAUCAAAGCAGACGGGUUACGCCUCCGAGACUUCCUUUCACAACAUUUUGGACGGCGUGUCCCAAGAUGACGAUUUGCGCGCCAAAUUCAGCAAUUACAUCCAGCAUACGGAAUCGGAACGCACAUCAGACGCCAUUCAAAUGACGGAAGAGAUAGAGCCUAAUGUCAUUGUCUAUCCAGCUCAGCACGGCAUUCGCAAACACGGUCGCUGGAACAAUCGUCCACGUCACGAUGGGUCGUUUCAACCAUCGCCCUACGACUACGAUCCACCCACUGCAGACGAUUUAAUGCCACCUGCCGCCGAACCUGCCGUUCCGGCUGUUGGCGAGUCACGCUACCGCGUUAAGACUCAACGCCCAGCCGCCUGGAAGGAUCAAGACAUGGAGGAGGACAGCCCUUAUGUUUCCAAUACCAACGACUACGUCGACGUCGCCACGUCGGACGGGGAUUACGACCUGGAAAGCCGAGAUUACAGUCGUUACCGUCAGAGACAGUCGAGACCGCAACAGCAACCUUGGCGACCGGAACGGAACGGUGGUCGUCGUGGUAAGCGAAUCCGACGUCAAGUGCCAUUGAGUGCCAACCAGCCCAUAGAAUCUAUUGGUUUUCCUCCUUUGGUCGUCGAUGCCGGAGCCAAAAGUUAUACUGAUUUGAUUUUUGGAGUCCAAUGGAGCUGGACAGAAGCUGAAGAGAGCGGACAACAGCUGCAGGAGCUGUCUGACUGCGUCAGCCGACGUUUAGAUCAAGGUCUCGAUAUGAACGAGGACACUGUCAUCGACUAUGCGGCCGAGUGUUUUCUAUCACUUGCCGUUGAAGAGGGUGACACCAAAGGCUCCUCUUCUUCUUCGCAAGUUGAUGGAAAAAAGAAAAAGAAGGAAACAGCUGAUAUCAAGUUGGUCGCUUCAGCCGUGGAUCAGUGGCUGCGACCGCUGGCGCGACGCCGUCACGGCUGGGUCACUCUCAAGAGAGUUCGCCUUCAGUGUAGUUGCCAUUCGGGCGUUCCCAAGAGUUUGGCCGGAUCACGACAAAAACCUUGCGCCAACCUACGGCCAGGCUCCGAACGACGCAAAGUCGAUUUCCAUUACUGUCAUUGAAAUUUUUUCUUUUGCGUUCCAGGAAAAGUAAUAUUCUUCUUUUAUCCUCUUAUUUUUUAUGAACGUCUAUUAUUAUCAACAGAAGAACUAUUUCAUUUCAUAGAUAUACAUAAUAAUUGAUAUGUACUUCGUCGUCUGACCGCCCCCCUGAAGUGUGUCGUCAUCCAUUCAUAUAAGGAGACAGAUUUCGCCCCCUAGCCCUCGAGUCUAUUAUCAAUCAAGUUGUAACCCCCUUUUUGUCCCUGUGUGACUUGUUCUAGACGAUUUCGAUGUCGGUUGUGUCUAUCCAUUUUCUCAUCCUUACUCCAUCCGGACACUUGAGUCUUCUUUUCUUUCGCUGGAUCCAUUCCAAAUAUUACAUGUCUGUGUCUGUGUGUGUGUGUUCUUGUGUAACACGGAGAGAAAAAUACACACAUGGAACGCGUA
Molecule: messenger RNA, 3355 nt
Organism: Daphnia magna
Lineage: Eukaryota; Metazoa; Arthropoda; Branchiopoda; Diplostraca; Daphniidae
Exons: 16
Coding region: 164-2929 (921 amino acids)
Molecular function (GO): protein binding
Source: RefSeq, a predicted model, not a curated record